AUGCUGCCUAUUCCGAUUGGAGAAUCGCUACCGGGUUCUCAUUCAGGUCCCUUGGUUUCCUUGCCUUUCCACUUGCAUCCACCCCACCGUUAUAAUCAAUCGGGAGAUCUAGCCUCUUUACCUAGGCCACCAGGAAAAGACCAUGAUCUCCCAUCGAAUAUGAUUCAACUAUCUGUUUCUUCGCGCUUGCCUUUUAGUAACGUUCCUCCUCUUGUCUCUUCGCAGAGUCAAAUUGCACAUUUCUCUCUUUCUGACUCGCCCCAAUCACAAAACCACCACGUAUCUCAUCACCAACAGUCCAAACAGUCUCUACCACUGCAACAGAAGCAGAUCUCGCUCCCCCACGAUCAAAUAUCUCAUCAAUUUAGGUGUUUCGGCAGUGCCGAUGAGCCAUCCUGUUCAUUUGUUGGUACGAAUGCUUCUAUUAACCUAUGUAGCACAGGGAAUACCCUUUCACUCAACAAGACAUCGCAAAAUUUAGCCUCAGUACAACCCCAACCGCAAGCUCUUCAUCUUUCACUUGGACAGCCACCUGCCGCAUCAAAAGAGCGUAACUUGGCUGAGCACGACCCAGCUGCAUUUGUCCGUCUUCUUACAGAACGGCUUCAGCGUCUAACUUGCUCUGAUCCAAACGUUAUUCCUUCAUUUUCACCAAAUAAGGUACCGUGGCCCUUUGCAACUUCUUUAUUUUUGUCAUGA
Messenger RNA from Protopolystoma xenopodis, 699 nucleotides. The record is from the annotation of a GenBank genome assembly. NCBI's taxonomy places the organism in Eukaryota, Metazoa, Platyhelminthes, Monogenea, Polystomatidea, Polystomatidae.